Acanthaster planci (crown-of-thorns starfish) is the source of this 1638-nucleotide messenger RNA. RefSeq names its product DNA polymerase delta subunit 4-like. Gene Ontology annotation, biological process: DNA-templated DNA replication; DNA synthesis involved in DNA repair. The record is from RefSeq and is a predicted model, not a curated record. Gene Ontology annotation, cellular component: delta DNA polymerase complex. Gene Ontology annotation, molecular function: DNA-directed DNA polymerase activity. Lineage: Eukaryota; Metazoa; Echinodermata; Asteroidea; Valvatida; Acanthasteridae.
CGAUAUCGAUAGGCUAGGAUCGGAUCGGACUGGGCAAGCAGCAACACGCUCCGGGUUCCUUUUGGUUAGACGUCUAUGAUUCUACCUCCAUGGUCUAUCGUAUAAAAUUCGCAGCAAUUCUGUUCUCUUUAUGUCAUUCAGUGAGUUAUCAUGGCAGGCAGACAGCGACUGAUUACUGAAGUCUUUGCUCAGCACAAGAAGGAAGCUUCUCGUGCUGGGAAAGCGAAGUCAACAGCCCCAACUGCCGAUGAAAACGAAAGAGAAGUCAGUGAUCAUGAGACAGCUCAGCAGGUGCUGAUUGACAAGGAGAUUGAUGUAUUGAAACAAUUUGAUCUCUGCUGGGAAUAUGGACCAUGCACAGGAAUUUCAAGACUGGAGCGUUGGGAAAGGGCUGAGAAACAUGGCAUGAACCCACCUGAAGAAGUCAAGAAACUAAUCCUAAAACAUGAUGAAGACGAAACGUAUACACAAAGCCUUUGGCACGAUUACCCAUUGUAAGACCCAUGCCAACAAGUAGCAACUCUGCACUGAUGAAAAUAAUGGAAGUAAAGAACAGUGGUCUCUUAUGACACAAGUGACGUGGUAUCCUGACUUGAACCUCAAGAACUUAGAAGACAUACAUAUAGUGUUAUCACCAAGCUGCAGAUCUCUGUGACGUGUACCUCAUGUCCUUCAGCAUGGUUCAAGAUUCAUAUAAUUGUCUGCAACACAUUGGGUCAUUUAGUGGUAGAUGGUUGAAGUGGACCGUCUUCUUCAAGACACCUUGGCAAGGAAUGCCCCUGCAGUGUGUUGGGUUAUUGGAGGUAGAUGGUCGAGGUGGACUGUCUUCUUAAAGACAACUUGGCAAGGAAUGCCCCAUUGUCAUAUCAGCGAUGGGAGGAAAUUUUUUUUCUGAAGUCUUGUACGUGUAUCUGUUAGCCUUGUCUUAUUUUCAAUUUUUAAGCUUUCCACUGGUACAGUUUUUUUUUCACAGAGGGCAACCUUUUUUAACGUGUUGAUAUUUUUAAUGAAAAAAAAGGAAGCUGCUGAGAGUUUUGAUAGUUUGCAACUUAUGUAAUUAUUCGUUCUGUUUAUUUGCCACUUUUUAAAUUUUUUCCCCAUCAGUUUCAUGAAUACUGAAAUUUGGUCGUACAAUGUGUGUGUUCAUGCUUUUCAAAUAGUUCCAUUGUAUUCAGUUCAUUUUUAAACACUAUUUUGUUUUUCCCUUAUUCUUUGAGGUGACUCGUACAUGUUUGAGUAAACAUGUAGUCAUUAAAAUGUAUCUCAGGCGUGUACCACAACAUGUAGAUGCAACAAUACAUGUGUAAACUAACCUUUAAAGACAGUUCUAUCAUUUCUUCGUAUUUUUUAGUAAUAUUUUUAAUAAAAGAAAACUCAGAAUUAGUUUUAGUAAAAAAAAUUUAUAUAUACGUGUUCCAUAUUUUGAUUAGAAUCAACAAUACAAACACAACAAAGUUCCCAUGAAAUUUGUGUAUCUGUGUUUAUUUCUUAAUUAAAUUUUCACUUGAACAUUUAAAACCACCUUUUCAUUAAAAAGGUCCAUAUAUUUCGCGGCUAUUGGUCUGUUCAUUUUGUUUGAUAGUAUUCAGUCAAGGUAAAAAAUUGAUACGUCAUUAAAAGAAAGGCCCAACUCCACCA